Molecule: messenger RNA, 3573 nt
Organism: Cokeromyces recurvatus
Lineage: Eukaryota; Fungi; Mucoromycota; Mucoromycetes; Mucorales; Mucoraceae
Exons: 5
Coding region: 36-3452 (1138 amino acids)
Biological process (GO): intracellular sterol transport
Cellular component (GO): endoplasmic reticulum membrane; mitochondrion; plasma membrane
Molecular function (GO): protein binding; sterol binding; sterol transfer activity
Source: RefSeq, a predicted model, not a curated record
AAAAAAAAAAAAAAAAAAAAAAAAAUUAUUAUGCAAUGUCCAAUAAAAAAAUAACAUAUAAAUAUACUUUGUUAUUGGUGUUUCUUUCUUUUUCUUUUCUUUCUGCUAGUACUCUACUAUUUGAUUCUAUUUCUAUGCCACAAGUAGCUGAAGAAAAAGCUGGCCCAACAAUUCAGUGGGGUUCUUUUCCAACACAAGUACUUACAGUGCAAGAUAUUUUAUUAGACUCUCCUGUUUGGAGAAUAACUAAAUCACAACUGGAAGAUCAAUUAGAUGCAUUUGAGAGAUGGGCCGACGACUUUAUUCCUGCCUUGAAAAAUUAUAUCGAUAGUAUUCAAAAGUAUAAUAUACAGGCAAAUACCUUAUGUAAACGUACUUUUUUUAAUGGUUUUCUAAACGAUAAUUAUACUUUAAUGGAUAAUAAGGUAGCCUGUGAUGUAAUUAAUACAUUUGCUAGUACCUUAGAAUCUUCAAUAUCAGAAAAGUCAAAAAUGGUGACUGAAUUAGAAGAGACACUAUUAAAUCCACUACAAAAUAGGAUGAAAAAUCAAUUUAAACAAUACAAAGAUACGCGGAAACAAUUCGAAAAACAGUUUGAUAAAUAUGAAUCUCAACAAUCAAAAUUUUAUACAAUGAAUAAACAAGCUAAAGAACCUAGUGCUUUGCGUGAAGACGCCUUUCAGCUAUAUGAUGUUCAAAAAGCUUACGCGCAAUUAAGUAUGGAUUAUUUUUUGGCUUUAGUAAAAGUGAAGAGUCAAAUUGAAGAAUUUCUUGUGGAAGGAUUUUCAUCAGAUAAUGAUACUUUAUCAUCAACUUGGUUGACUGAGCAUAAAAUAAUGCAUAAUUAUAGAAGUGUUCAACAGCAUUAUGCUGAGGUAUUAGACUUAUUUCUUGCCAGUCAAAAACCAGUUCGCUCUUUAAAUUAUUAUCGUAAUCAUAAUCAUAAUAAUAAUAGUAAUAAUAAUAAUAAUAAUAAAGCCGAUCAAGAAACUAAUGUUCGAUGGUCAAAACAGGGCUAUUUAAAUUAUCGUAUUACUUCUACAUCUUGGAAACAACGUUGGUUUUUUAUAGAACAAGGAUGGUUUGGUUCUCUUGUAGUUACAAUAAAUAAAAGGCAAACAAAAAAGAAAGAAUGUGUUAUGUUAGAUAUUCUAUUUCCUGUAAAUGAGCUUGAUUUAUAUGAAGGAAUAUACGAUAAUCGACGUCAUUCAUUUCAAAUUAUACAUCAUUUAUCAAAUACUAUCUUUUAUCUUCAAGCACAAACUCAAGAUAUAUUAAAUUUAUGGAUAUCAGCAUUUAAAACUAACAAAUAUUAUAAGGAGCAAGGGCAAAAGCAAGAGCAAGAGCAAGAGCAAGAAGAAAAAAGAAUACCUAAAUUUAUGUUAUUACCAAAACAAGUUUUUACUUUCGAUGAAAAGACAACUCAUGCUGUGAAAAUGUCGACUGUCGUAAAACCUAUAAUAGAUGAAACUUUAGCUGCAGUGUCUAGUUUAACCUUCCUCUUAAUUCAAGAGUACAAAGUUCAAAUUUCCCAGAAGGAGGCUUCUGUUCUUUCAAAUGAACAAAACAAUACUAUUUCAAAUUCUCCUAAUACUGCUGCUGCAAGAGCAUCUUGGAGCUCUUGGCUUCUUUCAUCUACAGGGCUUAAUUCUCUUUAUUCGACUUCAUCGAAUCCUUCCUCCUCUGAGCAAUUAGACCAAACUUCAAUGAUAACAGACUUACCUAAUCAACAAAAUGAAGAUAUCACCCUGAUCUGGCCAUUCCAAAGAGCCUUUAAAAUUCCCAACAAUUAUUCUGACUUUCUUCUAGAACGUCAAACUGAGCUUUCUUUGUUAUUCUCUAUACCAUCUAAUGAAAUCGUUCUUGAAUCUUGUCUUGCAACACUUUAUAGUACCUGUUCUAUCUUUGGUACAUUAUAUAUCACACAACACAACAUCUUUUUCUAUAGUUGUCUCUUCAUGACUGAUAUUCAUAUCCUCAUUAUACCCAUUUCUAACGUAAAGUCCGUUUCCUUGGAUGAAAGUAGUUCAAUUUUAACUAUAGAUGCAUCCCAUGAAUUUCGAUUAAGUCCAUGGACAAAUAGUGAAAUAGUUUUACAAAGACUCAAAUUAAUUAUAGAAGCUCACAAUUCUGAUUUGCAUUUGCAGACAUUAUAUGACGAAGUUAUAGCAGUAAGCAAUAAGAUGAUGAUGAUGAUGAUGAAGAAGAAGAAGAAAAAGAAUAGGUCGUUACCAACACAGCACGUUACAUCAAGUAGUGCAUUAUUUGCUUCAGUGACACCUUUAACAGUUCAAGCGCAACAGCCUGUUAUGGAUUCUGCAUCCCUUUUAGAGGACUCUAGUACAGUAAAGGAUGUGAGAUCUACAACUCCACCCGUCGUAGCGGGGUCCCCUGCACAAACUCGGUUAGCUGCCGUUGUUGCUAAAAAUCAAAAGGAAAGGAUCACCAAAAGACAGUCCAGGCAUGAUACAUUGAAUCUUCCUCCUUUUAACCCCGUUGAGUGUAAUUGUAAAUCUCAUCUUGAAAAAAUAGAAGCAAGUGUGUCCUUCAACUUUAGCCCUGAACGUCUCUUUCAUCUUCUCUUUGAGACUCCAGAAUGUUGGAUUCGUUUGAAUGCAAUGAAAGGCUUUGGUAAACCCCUUUGGUCACCACCCACACUUAAAUACUCAAUGCCUGUGUCAAAUGCGAUGGUGAAGGCUAAACAGACCAACGUGAUCGAGACAUUCUCGGUCAUUGAGCAACAGCCUCCUUAUCUGUAUGUCGUCAGGGUCACAACCGAAACUCCUGGAUUACCCUAUGCAGAUAGUUUUAAACCCAUUAUUCAAUACUGUCUAACGUCUACUGACAAGGGCUGUCAUUUGAAAUGCUCCAUCGGCGUUGAAUGGCUAAAGACUGUAUCCUUCUUAGUGAAAGGAAUGAUCCAUCAUGCAGCAAUAAAAGGAAUGCAAGAAACGGUACAUAAAUUACUGCCAAUUAUUAAGGAACAAACUCAAUCUAUAUCUAAUGAAGAAGGAGGAGGAGGAGGAGAAGAGCAACCACCUCUACAAAAUACUAUUGAAGUUCAACAAGAUAUACAACCCAAAUUACCACGAACUAUAGUCGUCUUGCAGUUAGUACUUGCUCUCGUACUCAUCUUUAUGGGCCUUUGGAUAUCCACUAAAUAUGAUUCAUUACAAUUGUGUAUGCAACAUCCAGCAAAUGCAUCGAUCGUAUGGCGUGGGGUCUAUUUACAUGAUUUAAAGAAUCAACUCUCUCUAAAUCAUAAAGAGAUCGUUAGAGAUGAUUGGAUGCUACAAGAGCAGUCAUUAAUAACAGUUGAGCUUACUUAUGCAAAGCAGAGAUUAGGUGCUAUAAGAUAUGAUUUAUUAUCAGCUUGGCAAAUCUUAAAUAAGGUAGAGAGUGAUUUGAUAGCGACAGAACUAUCGAUAGUAGAUAAGGAACCUAAGUCAUGAUCUGCAAAAUUCAUAAAUAACAAUAAUAGUAAUAAAAAAUGCACAAAUAUAUAUUAAAUAUUAUUUCAUUAAAGAAGUAUGUAUUGAUAUUAAAUCAUACAUACAACAAGUUUAUUGUUAG